Molecule: messenger RNA, 372 nt
Organism: Coccidioides immitis RS
Lineage: Eukaryota; Fungi; Ascomycota; Eurotiomycetes; Onygenales; Onygenaceae
Exons: 2
Coding region: 1-372 (123 amino acids)
Source: RefSeq, a predicted model, not a curated record
AUGACAUUCGAGCAUCAAAGAGCACCAGUCAUGAUUAGCCUGCGAAUGAACGUCGGCUCCAACGAAGCAGAGUUAUCCCAAGGCCUGUCACGCGCCCGGAGCCAACGUGUGGCGAAUUACACAUUUGUACUCCGGAUUAGGCCGUAUUUGGUUAGUUUUGUCGGAAGCGCUACGGGAUUUCUGGGCUUCCGAAUGGAUGAUACUUCCGAUCCCGGUCGGAACCUUGGAGCCCCGGUUGCCAUCAUCGGAUGCCCUGAAAUGCCACCUAGCUGGGUGACGUCGAGCGACGAAAUUAUGAAGCACUCAUACGCAUAUUUGUAUUAUUAUUACUCGAACUCGCUACAUCCAGCAUUGGCAGCCAUAUUUAUGUAG